Vitis riparia (riverbank grape) is the source of this 4002-nucleotide messenger RNA. RefSeq lists its product as uncharacterized. The transcript is spliced from 11 exons. The record is from RefSeq and is a predicted model, not a curated record. Lineage: Eukaryota; Viridiplantae; Streptophyta; Magnoliopsida; Vitales; Vitaceae. Bases 280 to 3519 code for a protein of 1079 amino acids.
AGAGACAGAAAAUUCAAGAGAGAGAAAGAGAAAAAAUCGUUGCCUUUACAAGAUAAAACAGAAGAGAGAGAGGAAAUUAGAAAGUGAGAGAAAAUCGGAGAGAAAGUGUGAGAAAAUUCACGGAUAUAGCGACAGAACUGUCACUGUUUCAUCUUCUCUUCACUACUCUACGGAGGAAACCCUAGGAAUUAUCUUUAAUCUUCUCUGGUUCAAUUCCUUUACAGUUUGAGCUUCUUGGAAGCCCUGAUUUCACUUCUUGAGUUUACACUUUAUUCCGUUAUGGCCUCAGUGACGACUAAUUGGUCUCCAAGCUCGUUCCAGCUCCGUUUCUCCUUCCAAUGCAGAAGAUCUCCUGCGGUUUUUGUACGGACGCACGUUCGCAAGCUUGAUCGUCAGGUUCGCGUGUUGUCCAUUGCCGGCGAUGGGAAUGGAGUGGGGCGACAUCGUGAUGGGAAUUCGUGGAUCAGUUCGGAAUCCAAGGGUGAUGAUUUGUCGGGAUGGUCCGGUUCAGAUGGUUCUGAACAAUACGGUAAAUCGCAGAAGAAACGAUGGCCCGGAGGAAUGGUUGGAGCAGGAGUAGCUGGAGUUGUUCUUGUUGCUGGUCUUUCCUUUGCGGCCUUUUCUUUGAGCAAGCAGAAUCCUUCCAGACCAGAAAAACAGAUGGAGGCCAUGACAAUACAGAUGGAACAAGGAAUCCUGAAAGAAGAUUAUAGUCUAGAGAGUAAGACAGGUACUGAUGCCAUGCCUACUCCUUCCAUUCAAGAAGAUAUGUCAGGUGAAUCACCUUUUGAUGACACUCUAGUUGCUGGAGAUUCAAUGUCAAGCUCGCCUGGUUUUUGUGAAUCUGAUAUUGUUAUUGAUCCUAUUGAUACCCUUAGCUUUAAUUACUCAGAUGCCAGCCUUGCUGUGGGUUCAUCAGAAUCUUCUCAACUUGAAGAGAAUGGGGAUGCUCUUAAACUGGUUAACUCGUCAAUCCAUGAUGCUGAUACCACAAAUCUUAAUUCUGAUGACCAAGGGGGACUGCUUGGGUCAAAGGGUACAGAAAAUUCCAACUUCUCACUAGAGUCAUCUUCCAGUUCUUUUCCCAGGACUGUGGAUGAAGAUCAUUAUGUGCACUCUGACAAGAUGCUAAAUGAGUGGAAGAGCAUACCAAAUAAAUCAUUUGUGGAUGCAAAUGGGACUCAACACCCUGUUUCAGAGAAGGAAUAUCUUGACCUGGACGAGCUGCAGAAGGACAUACCAAAUGAAUCAUAUGUGAAACCGCGUGAUCUAAAUGCAAGUGGGAUUCAAGACCCUGUUUCAGAUGGGGAAUAUCUUGACCUGGACGAGCUGCAGAAGGACAUAACAAAUAAAUCAUAUGUGAAACUGCGUGAUCUAAAUGCAAGUGGGAUUCAAGAUCCUGUUUCAGAUAGGGAACAUCUUGACCUGGAAGAGCUGCAGGACAUACCAAAUAAAUCAUAUGAGAAACUGCAUGAUCUAAAUGCAGAUAAGGAAUAUCUUGACAUGGAAGAGCUGGAGAAGGACAUACCAAAUAAAUCAUAUGUGAAACUGUGUGAUCUAAAUGCAAGUGGGAUUCAACACUCUGCUCCAGAUGGGGAAUAUCUUGACCUGGACGAGCUGCAGAAGGACAUACCAAAUAAAUCAUAUGUGAAACUGCAUGAUUUAAACGCAGAUAGGGAAUAUCUUGACCUGGAAGAGCUGGAGAAGGACAUACCAAAUAAAUCAUAUGUGAAACUGCAUGAUCUAAAUGCUAGUGGGUCAACAUCUUCUACAUCAGCAUUACCCUAUCCAUUUGAUUAUGACCAGGAUGUAAAUCUUCAAAAUAAGAUCCAAAGAAACAGAUCAUUUUUGGAAUCACCAAUAGCUGAGAAUUCUUUCUCCUCUGCUGGUAUACCUGCUCCAUCUGCAGUUUCUGAAAGUCUGAAGGUGCUUCCUGGACAGGUUGUUAUUCCUGCAGUUGUUGAUCAAGUCCAGGGACAGGCGCUAGCAGCAUUGCAGGUUUUAAAGGUCAUCGAACCUGAUGUUCAACCUAGCGAUCUAUGUACACGUCGUGAGUUUGCUCGUUGGUUGGUUUCUGCAAGUAGUGUUCUUUCAAGGAAUACAGUUUCAAAGGUAUAUCCAGCUAUGUACAUAGGAAAUAUUACUGAACUCGCAUUUGAUGAUAUUACACCUGAAGACCCUGAUUUUUCAUCCAUUCAAGGCUUGGCAGAGGCUGGACUUAUCUCAAGCAAGCUAUCAAGACGUGAUUUGCUUUCUUUUUCAGAUGAAGAAGACCAGAGUCCCUUCUAUUUCUCUCCUGACAGCCCAUUGUCACGGCAAGAUCUUGUGAGCUGGAAGAUGGCCCUAGAGAAAAGACAGCUCCCAGAAACUGACAAAAAGGUCCUGUACCAAGUUUCUGGUUUUAUAGACAUCGAUAACAUAAACCCUGAUGCAUGGCCUGCCCUUGUGGCUGAUGCAUCUGCAGGAGAACAGGGAAUAAUAGCACUUGCAUUUGGUUACACAAGACUGUUCCAACCCAAUAAGCCAGUCACAAAGGCUCAAGCUGCUAUUGCUCUUGCAACUGGUGAGUCAUCAGAUAUAGUUAGUGAGGAACUUGCACGCAUUGAAGCUGAAGCUAUGGCAGAAAAGGCUGUUGCUGAGCAUAGUGCAUUAGUGGAUCAAGUUGAGAAAGAACUAAAUGCUAGUUUUGAGAAGGAGCUUUCCUUAGAAAGAAAAAAGAUUGAUGCUAUGGAGAAAUUGGCUGAAGAAGCACGGCAGGAAUUGGAAAAGUUAAGAGCUGAGAGAGAUGAAGAUAAUAUUUCCUUAAUAAAAGAACGUGCUGCCAUUGAAUCAGAAAUGGAAGUUCUCUCAAGGUUAAGGAGUGAGGUGGAGGAGCAGUUGCAGAGCUUUAUGAGUAAUAAGGUGGAGAUAUCUUAUGAAAAGGAAAGGAUUAGCAAACUUCGGAAAGAAGCAGAAAGUGAAAACCAGGAGAUUGCCCGAUUACAAUAUGAGCUGGAGGUUGAGAGGAAAGCCUUGUCUAUGGCCAGGGCUUGGGCUGAGGAUGAGGCAAAAAGAGCCAGAGAACAAGCAAAAGCCCUGGAGGAGGCUAGAGAUCGCUGGGAGAAGCAUGGCAUCAAAGUUGUUGUUGACAAUGAGCUACGUGAAGAGGCCUCUGCUGAAGUGACAUGGCUCGAUACAGCAAAGCAGUUCUCAGUUGAUGGAACUGUCAGCAGGGCUGAGAAUUUGGUGGACAAACUCAAUGCAAUGGGAUCUGACCUAAGAGGCAAAUCUAAAGAUGUUAUUGAUAACAUUGUCCAGAAGAUAAUCCAUUUAAUAUCAAUUUUGAGGGAGUUGGCCUCAAAGGUAGGCACACAAGUCAGAGAGCUAAAAGAUGUUGCUGUUGUGAAAGCUGGUGGAUCGAUACAAGAGUUGCAGCAGAACACAGCAGAAUUCGGUUUGGUCAUCAAAGAAGGGACAAAACGAGUGGUGGGAGACUGCAGGGGAGGAGUAGAGAAACUCACCCAGAAGUUCAAGACAUAAACUCUCUCUUCCUCCCCCUUCUGUUUCUGGCCUCUAUCAUCGCCAAUCAUUUUUUGCAGGUUAUAGCUUUUGCUUAAGGAGAGUUGUAUUUCUUCACUACCCCGUUCUUGGUAAAUGUGAGUCUGGCUGUUACCCAGAAUAACAUCAAGAUAGAGAAGACAAUUACCCUUCUGAAAACCGAUGAAAUUUCCUCUUUAAAUAAUUGCCGUAAGAACACGUACCAUCAGGAGAAUAUGAUUUCCGUUGAUUCACAAUUAAAUUAGUCAUUCGGGCAACUUAUUUGGUCGGUCACAUUAACACCUUAUCAGGUGGCACCAUAAAGGUGAUUACGAUAUGUGAUAUGCUUGGACGGGCUCCGUUGUGCAUCCCCUGUUUGAUAUCAUUUCAUAAUCAGACGCUAUUUACGUUGUAAUGUUAACAAGGGCUGGAGCACACUGUUUUGUAGGUGGGAAUGAGAAAAGGAAAUUAAUAUUUUUGUUUUGA